Zychaea mexicana is the source of this 2746-nucleotide messenger RNA. RefSeq names its product Sec1-like protein. Gene Ontology annotation, biological process: intracellular protein transport; vesicle-mediated transport. Bases 133 to 2364 code for a protein of 743 amino acids. NCBI's taxonomy places the organism in Eukaryota, Fungi, Mucoromycota, Mucoromycetes, Mucorales, Lichtheimiaceae. Gene Ontology annotation, cellular component: CORVET complex; fungal-type vacuole. The record is from RefSeq and is a predicted model, not a curated record. The transcript is spliced from 13 exons.
ACAACCUGCUGAGUUUUUAUUUGGGGAAAGGGAGUUCUAAGUUGCCUGAAACGCGGGCCGUUUCCUCGUUUCCUUUGGGACUCGAAGAAACACAUACACACGUAGCUGCAUAUAGCUGGAGGGGAAACGAGUAUGAGCAACAAAGACAAUGCAUCUCAUUUGGGCAACACGCCACUUCAUCUCGAGAAGCUCAAAGAAGUAGCACGCAAAGAAUUACCACGACUUCUCGAUACAGUUCGCGGAAAGAAAGGUCUCGUACUCGAUCCACAAUUGACAGGUCCUCUCAGUUUAAUUGCUGAAUUCACACUUUUAAAGGACCAUGGCGUUGAAAAGAUAUACCACUUGGAUUCCGAUACCCUCGAAACAGAUUGCGCCAGUCUCAUUUAUCUAUGUCGACCUAAAAUGCAAUAUAUGCGGUUCAUUGCAAAUCAUAUCAAACAGCUUUCACAAGGGAGCGAUACAAAGACAGACUUUUCAUUGUAUUUUGUGCCGCAACGAACAAGAAUCUGUGAACGUAUUUUGGAAGAAGAAGGCGUGUUUGGUAGCAUCACUGUUGGCGACUAUGCAAUGGAUUGGAUUCCGUUAGAGGACGACUUGAUAUCGAUGGAGUUGGAUCCUGGUACCUGGAAAGAGAUCUACUUGGACGGUGAUCAUACUUCGAUUUAUUAUGCAGCACAAUCACUUAUGAAACUACAAUCCAUCUACGGUCUAUUCCCGCGUAUUAUUGGUAAAGGCGAUGCUGCUCGCCAAUUGGCAGAUAUGUUAAUACGUAUGCGACGAGAACAAGCUGUUGUGGAUGAAGUAUCUGGCGCCACUGCCUCACAAACGCCUUCUUUACUUAAUUCGGUGUCUAACCAUAUUGAUCAAUGCAUCAUCAUCGACCGCAACGUUGACAUUGCUACCCCAUUGUGCACACAGCUGACAUAUGAAGGACUCAUUGACGAAACAAUGGGAAUCAAUCAUUGUUUUGUUGAAUUGGAUGCAAACCUGGUCAAUCCAGCCCAACCAGCCCAAGGAGCAUCCAAGGCAGGCGGAUCAGCCAGCGUCCCGCCGCCACCGCCACCUCCUCCACCACCAGCUGCACCAAACCAGAGCGGGAAAAAAAAGAAAUACGUACUCAAUGCAUCAGAUAAGCUAUUUAGUCAGCUACGAGAUCAAAAUUUUGCUGUUGUCGGUGGCAUGUUGAACAAGAUCGCUAAGCGCAUCAAUGAAAAUUAUGAGGAACGACAUCAUGCGAAAACGGUUGCACAAAUUCGAGACUUUGUCGGAAGAUUGGGAGAACUACAACAAGAACACCAAUCGCUUCGAAUUCAUACUGGUAUUGCUGAACAGAUCAUGGAGUAUACGAUCACCGAAGAAUUUAAUCGAAUUCUUGAGGUUCAACAAAACGUCGUCGCUGGAAUUGAUGGAACCAAGGAACCCGAUUAUAUUGAGGAAAUGAUCAAUAAGCAGAAAUCGUUGAUUCAAGUACUUCGACUACUAUGUCUGAUGUCACUCGCGCAAGGCGGAUUGAAAGUCAAACUUUAUGAUUAUUUUAGACGAGAGAUUGUGCAGACAUACGGUUACGAGCAUAUUGAAACGUUGCACCGACUGGAGACUUUGGGACUUUACACUAAACGAACCACCGCCGCACCGUCACGCAGCCCCUUUUCACAAAGCCGACGAUUAUUGCGUCUGAUUGUCGACGACGUUGAUGAAUUCCAUCCUAACGAUAUAUCCUACGUAUACUCUGGCUAUGCACCGUUGAGUGUGCGCAUUGUGCAAUGCGCCAUGCAAAAACUGGGAGGAGGCAGUAUACCCGCGAGUGGCCCUAGCGCAGCCAGUCUAUUUUCUUAUGUCGGAGGAGGUAUGAAUGGCAACAACAGCAACAACGCGACUUCAGGCAACGGCGGUGGUAGUACAAGCGGAUUCAACCGAGAUGAAAAAGCAAAUGGAUUAUCAGGAGGAGCAGCGAUAACCAAUGGAAAGCUUAACCCAAAUCCCGGUGUCACGAUUAGCAACGGCUGGCGUGGCUAUGAAGAAGUGCUCAAGCUUUUGCCUGGCAAAUCAUUCGAGGUCACACAAACCGUAGAAUAUGGGGCCGAGACGAACGCUGCCAUGGCGCGAGCGAGACGACAUGGUAUGCAGCAUACCAAGACGACUGUCAUCUUUUUCUUGGGAGGAUGUACUUUUACAGAGGUAUCGGCCAUCCGAUUCCUUGCACAACAUGACGAGAGUCGUGACUAUCUGGUUGCUACGACACAGAUGAUUAAUGGUAACACAUUCCUGGAGCCUAUUGUGGAAAGUAUACAUAAAGGACCAGCACAUGGCACUGGUGCAAGCAGUGGCAAUGGUGUGGCUCAAGGCGCUGGACCCGAGAUUUGAGGGAGAAAAGCACAGCUGCUCUCUCAUGGAGUAGACAGCCAGCUCUAUGUAAAGUUACAAUGAUAAUAUAUACUUACUACCCACCCAUCCGCCUCUUCUUUUUCCAUCUACCAUUUGCCGGAGCUAUAAAACCAAAAAAUCAAGCCCAAUCGUAAUCCCAUAAUAGAGUGCAGCUGCUCAUCUGUUUCGCAUUUCUCUGUAACGGCCACUCGUGAGGGUUGCCAGCCCAUAUAAUAACAUAAGCUCCUUGUAUCGUGCGAAUUCUUAUCAAAUCAAGAAGCACAGAGAAAGAGCACGUCGUUGAGAUCGGCUAGAUCUACUUUGUGAGAAUUCGCUAUGCACGUUUGAGGCGAAUAAGCACAUGUUUUAACAACCUUUUUCA